Messenger RNA from Ectocarpus siliculosus, 2651 nucleotides. The record is from the annotation of a GenBank genome assembly. NCBI's taxonomy places the organism in Eukaryota, Phaeophyceae, Ectocarpales, Ectocarpaceae.
AUGAUCAUGCGCGGCAUCCCGGACCGCGCCGGCGCCAUCAUCCGCAACUGCGCCAAGGACAACACCAACGCCGACGUCGUCGCCAAGCAGGACGUGAUCCAGGGCAUGCGGCCCGGCAUGUCGGUGGGGUCCUCCUCCUCGAGUUGGACCGCUCGCGGCGGGACGCGAACGCGGCCGAAGCCCGCCGGGGGCGGCGGGGGCGGCGGCGGCAGCGGAAAGGGCCGUUAUGUGCCGUCGGCCCUCAAGCUCAUGUCGCCCUGCUACCAGACCGUGAAGGCCCUGGCGGACAGCCAGGCGAACUUCGUCCUCACCAACCCAAACCUCCCGGACUGCCCGAUCAUCUUCGCGAGCCAGGGCUUCCUCGACCUGACGGGGUACGACGGCAACGACGUGAUCGGCAAGAACUGCCGCUUCCUCCAGGGCCGCGGGACCGACCCGGUGACGCUGUCCAUCAUCCGGAACAACGUCGCCGCCGGCCUGGACACGAGCGUCUGCAUCCUCAACUACAAGAAGGACAAGACGCCGUUCUGGAACCAGCUGUCCAUCGGCGUGUUGCUGGAUUCGCACGGGCAAGCCGCAAACCACGUGGGCGUCAUGUGCGAGGUCAACCAGAUGCCACCCGCGGUCUUCCACCGCCUGUUGCACAGGGUACCCCUCCCGGAGAGCCUUCUGCACGACGACUCGGACUCCGACAACGAUGGACACGACAACCACCGCGUCUCGCGCGCCGAGGUUGCGGCGGGUUCUGCGGGACACUCGUCGUCGAGCGGCGGCGCCGGCGGCCGUCGCCGCUCUUCCCCGGUCUCGGGGGACGUCCCUGACAAGGGGGCGGGGGCGGCAGCGGCUUCCCCAAGGAUUGUAGAUCGACUGCACCGAACCCGCGCGGCGGCGGCGAUCUGCAACAGCAACAACGGCCCCGCUGCUUCGUCUUGAGAUGCGACAAAUCAGGGGCGAGGGGGGGAGGGUUUCCUUCUUUUCAUCAAGGAGGAGAAGGAGGGGUGGUUUGGCUAAGUAAAAUACGUGUAGGCGGCGAGAAAACUUGUUGUCUCGCUUGCGAUCCUGCUGCCGUGCGCUUUUUUUCUGGCGUGCACUAUGCUCAUGGCAGAGUCGCACCCCCUCUUCUUCUGGAACCAGGGUGGGGAGGGACUUUUGUCCUACUGAGUAUAUUUACUGCACACAAGUCAGUUAUUGUUUUGUCGGUGCGUAAGUGUUCCAUGCAGGGGUGCAAGGUCUCGGGGGGUGAUCACAAUCAUAGCUAGAACUCUCGGUACGCCGUUGGCGCAGCAAUAGGGUCGACUAUAGGCCACUGUUGGGGGGGAGUGGUUGAAUACAUGCAUGCGCUUGUUUAGUUUCGCACACAACUUGCUACUGCCGGAGGUUUCAAGGGUUUUUAUGUUCUGGGCGUUUUUCGAUGCUUGGCGGCCGGGGUAUGGCAAUCGCCGAACCCUCCUAGACGGUCUGUACAUACUCUUUUUGUCAGUAGUGCUGCCUUCAGACAUGCAUCAUGUCCACCGGUGUCCCUUACUUGCCUGCCCGUUUCGACAACUAGUUUGUCGUAGAAAUCGAGCUGUAAGGGAGGGAGAGGAUUCACAGCAACGGUGGUUGUGAUGGUGAUGGUGAUGGUAAACGAAAGUUCCACAGCGUUUUUUUCGUGUGUGCGUGCGUGUGAUGUGUUGGUCUCUUCCGCCUGCUCUGUCGUGGCGGUCGGCUAACGCGACGCUCGAAGAGUCAGUUCUCUGUGGCGCUUUUUUCUUUUUUUUUGUUGUUUUCCUAGGAGGAACCCUAAUCACAAUCACUUACAUGUCGCUGACAGAUACCUCAAAGGGGUUGUGUCCUUUGCUCGGGUAGAGGAUGGAUUGAGUGGGGAGGAACCGCCGUGUUUCACGUCACGACCUACGCCUUGAACAUCUUUACUUCCUCGCGCAUGUAAAUUAGCGAAGGUGCGGAGUAGAGACGCGAGGCGGCGAAAACCUGCGUGGUUCUUCUUGCGUCGUCGGGUGUAUUCUUGGGCAGAAGAAGUGAGUAGGAUUCGACGCAAGCGCUCGAGGUGGCGUCACAGGCGCCCGAAUACCCUCCUCGAGUCAUGCUUAAUUAAUUUACAUCUAAGACCUUUCUCCCGCGGGGCGGGAUGCUGGUGGGUUCGGUGGCGUGAGCCGGAUCCAUACGAUACAAGCGGAUAUGUUUUGUGUAAUUGUUUACAUACGGGUUUGACGGUAAGCCGUAUGAGGUCUCACUGUUCGUACUAUGAAGGGUGUGUGUGUUAGUACGAGUAACGUGUCAUGCGGGGGGUGCCAGUAGUGCAAGUAAAGUGUAUGCCAACGGUGCCGCUCGGCUUUGAUUCGAAUCAAGAUAAUCGUUGAAUUGAUUCGUUGCGGGAUGUUGUUGUGUCUACAUUUGUUCUGUAGGCUAAGCCGGAAGCGGGGGAGAACUGCUGUGGAAUGAAAUCUCUUCCUUUGCUUCAUGACUAACAGAGAGGACCCACCCGCCUCACUCGCGUACAGAGAGAGUCGUGGUGGAUUGUUGCGCCUGAAGUCGGUGACAGUGAGCAGGGAGGGGGCGGGGCGAGAACAAGUUGUACUACUGGCGACCGGCCACACACACCAAAUGGUAGUAAGGCAGUUUCGAUAUUAAGCUAAAUGAAAUUUGUUUCU